UUAUCUUAUCACCCCACUCCUACCUGUCUUGUCUUCCUUUUCAACAUUUCACAUUGUCCUUCGAUAAAAACUAGUAUAAUGUUCAUCAAACUUCGGAAAAGCUAGAAGCUUGUUGGUAAAGUUUGAUCUGUUACAAGGUUUCAUGGUGCAGUAGCUGAUUUGAUUGGGAGAGACAGAAGAAAGAAAGAUGGUGUUGAGGAAAGUGGGCAGGUAUGAGAUUGGGAGAACCGUAGGGGAGGGAACGUUUGCGAAGGUGAAGUUCGCUCAGAACACUGAGUCUGGUGAGAGUGUUGCCAUGAAGAUUCUCGAUCGUUCCACCAUCAUCAAACACAAAAUGGUUGAUCAGAUCAAGAGGGAGAUUUCUAUUAUGAAGCUAGUCAGACAUCCAUAUGUUGUUCGUUUGCAUGAGGUUCUAGCAAGCCGUACAAAGAUUUAUAUCAUAUUGGAGUUCAUUACAGGUGGUGAAUUGUUCGAUAAGAUUGUACACCAUGGGCGUCUCAGUGAAGCUGAAUCUAGAAGGUAUUUCCAACAGCUUAUUGAUGGUGUAGAUUAUUGCCACAGUAAAGGAGUUUAUCAUAGAGAUUUAAAGCCGGAAAACCUUUUACUUGAUUCACAAGGAAAUAUAAAGAUUUCAGAUUUUGGUUUGAGCGCAUUGACAGAACAGGGGGUCAGUAUGCUUCGGACAACUUGUGGGACUCCUAAUUAUGUAGCUCCAGAGGUACUCAGUCACAAGGGUUAUAACGGUGCUCCAGCAGAUGUUUGGUCCUGUGGGGUUAUCCUCUAUGUUCUAAUGGCUGGAUAUCUUCCCUUUGAUGAGCUUGAUCUUACUGCAUUAUACAGUAAGAUUGGGAAAGCAGAGUUUUCAUGCCCGCCAUGGUUUCCCGUGGGAGCAAAAUCUUUGAUAUAUAGAAUGUUGGACACAAAUCCUGAACACCGUAUAACCAUUCAGCAGAUUAGAAAUGAUGAGUGGUUUCAAAGAGGCUAUAUUCCUGCUCAUCUCCUUGAGUAUGAAGAUGUAAAUCUGGAUGAUGUAAAUGCUGCAUUUGAGUCUGACAAUAUUGAGGAUCAGAGGGCUAAUCAGCAAUGUGAGAAAGAGGACAUGGGUCCUCUGGUUCUUAAUGCAUUCGACAUGAUAAUUUUAUCUCAAGGCUUAAACCUUGCAACACUCUUUGAUCGUGGAAAGGACUCUUUGAACUACCAAACACGCUUCAUCACUCAAAAGCCAGCAAAGGUGGUUUUAUCAAGUAUGGAAGUUGUGGCACAGUCAAUGGGUUUUAAGACGCAUAUACGCAACUAUAAGAUGAGAAUAGAGGGUAUUUCAGCAAAUAAAACUUCUUAUUUCUCAGUUAUGCUGGGAGUUUUUGAAGUUGCUCCAACAUUUUUCAUGGUGGACAUUCAGAAAGCAGCUGGAGAUGCAGAUGAAUAUCUCAAGUUCUACAAGAACUUUUCUAGCAAUCUUGAGGAUAUAAUCUGGAGACCACCUACUGAAACAAGCAAGUUAAAGGUCUCCAAGAAUAAAAGCAAAAGGAAGUAGUUUCAUCACCUGUGGAAUCUUUGACUCUUAUGGAAAAGAAAAGAAGAAAAAGGUCUAGUUAUGUAAGAUAUAUAUAUUUUAGAGGAAGUGUCACAGAAAAUGGAGUCAGGUGUAAUUAAAAAAGAAAUUAUCUACAACUUUGUAAGGUUGGUAUUUGUAAAUUUCUUUUUAUCUAGUUUCAAAAAAAAAUAAUUUCUUUUUAUCUUUUAUGUUCCUACCAUUACAAUGUAUCCAACUCUUAUAGUCAAAGAUUGCAAUUUUUGCU
Molecule: messenger RNA, 1799 nt
Organism: Lotus japonicus
Lineage: Eukaryota; Viridiplantae; Streptophyta; Magnoliopsida; Fabales; Fabaceae
Product: CBL-interacting serine/threonine-protein kinase 8-like
Exons: 14
Coding region: 188-1534 (448 amino acids)
Biological process (GO): protein phosphorylation; signal transduction
Molecular function (GO): ATP binding; protein kinase activity
Source: RefSeq, a predicted model, not a curated record